UCAGGGGAGUGUCUUAUACAUUUAGUUCCUCAAGGAAGUACAAGUCAAAUUAUCUUGUUACAUUGGACUUGUUACAGCACAAGAGAGUUUUUAGAGGAGUUUUCUUUGAUUUCACCUGUCUGAGGAGAUUAUUUCAUCACACACGCGCUGGAUUUCAACCACCUGAUCUGAGCGCAGAGGGAGGACAGAGAGUUUGAACAGAAGAGGGAGAGUGAACGAGAGAAAAGCCAGAUAUGGAGACGUUUAACUCCAAGGACAUGGCUCUCAAGGCCCAGAAAAAGAUCCUGAGCCAAAUGGCCAACAAGUCUGUGGUGCAGAUGUUUAUCGACGACACCAGCAGUGAGAUUCUAGAUGAGCUUUACCGUGUGUCAAAAGAGUACACUGGAAACCGCUCAGAGGCCCAGAAAGUGGUGAAAGACCUCAUUAAGGUGGUGGUGAAGAUAGCGGUCCUUUUCAGGCACAAUCGAUUCAAUGAUGAAGAGCUAAAGCUGGCCCAGAAUUUCCAAAAGAAAUUACGACAAGGAGCCAUGACAGCCAUCAGUUUCCACGAGGUAGAAUUCACAUUUGACAAGGGGGUUAUGUCAGGGAUCCUGAAAGAAAGUAGGGACAUGCUUCUGAAACUUGUAAAUACUCACCUCACAGCAAAAUCCCACGGACGCAUCAAUCACGUCUUCAACCAUUACGCUGACCCUGAGCUCCUCACCCAGCUUUACAACCCAGCUGGUCCCCUCAAACCCCACCUCACCAAAAUCUGCAACGGGCUUAACAAACUGCUGGAGGACGGGACGUUAUGAGGACAGCGAAGCACUGACAGACUUUUACAGGAUUGGCAUUGAGGGCCACCCGUGAUCUCAAACUGCAUACAAUGCAACCAAAAAGGCAGAAAGUGACUGACUGAAGGCAUUGGACUUCAGUUCAACCUUUGAAAUAGUGUUACUGUGCUGUUAAUGAAUAUUCAUUCAGUGGUCUGAUAGUGUUAACACAGCCACAACCACUGCCUGGGCGAGCUCAGAUCAAAUGUAAAAAUAUCGUCUGAACAAUUUUUUAAAGCUCUGACACUCCAGCUGCAUUGAAUGGAGGUUUUCUAGACUACUUAUUUUGUAAUAAUGAUGUUUAAACCACAGGGAUUCUGCCCACUCUGCUGUAAAUUAGAGUACAAUGUAUUGUUCAAUACUGUUAACAUUUUUGAGCUGAAUAUUUACCUCCCAGGACAACAAAAUAACAAGAACCAGAACACACAAACAUGUUUUAGUGAGGCACUCUCUUCACACUGCCAUCUAGUGUUACCCUGUGGUUAUGGCUAUGAUAUACAAAUCUAAGCUUGGCACUACACAUUCAGGAACUAUAUUUUGACAUGAACAUCUCUGAGGGGGAUCUGCUGUGUUCUGAAAGGGAACAACCACUAAAUAAAUAAAUAAAUAAAUAUCUACAGCCCUCACUCACUGCUUAUGUAAUUUGCAUACAGUGUUGCAAUAUACUACGAUACAAAAGUUUGUGGUAAGAUUUUUUAUGAAAAUACUUUCAUCAAGGACGCAUCAAAUUGAUCAAAAGUGACAGUAAAGACAUAUAUAAUGUUACAAAAGAUUUCUAUUUGAAUAAAUGCUGUUCUUUUGAACUUUCUGUUCAUCAAAGAAUUCUGGAAAAAUGUAUCACGGUUUCCUUGAGCACCAAGUCAGCAUAAUCGAAUGAUUCCUGAAGGAUCAUGUGACACUGAAGUCUGAUCACUGGCUGCUGAAAAUUCAGCUUUGCCAUCACAGGAAUAAAUUACAUAUUAAAAUAUAUUAAAAAUAGAAAGGUUAUUUUAAAUUGUAAUAAUUUACACAGUUUUUACUGUAAGCUAUACUGUAAUUGUAAAUGUAUUUGUAAAUGUAUGACUACAUUUUGUUGUUUAGAAAACAUUCAUAUUCAUAAUUAUUGUCUAAAAGUGUUCCAGGUUAGAAAUGCAUAUGAUUGAUGGAAUGCUGCAAUUCAGUUGUGACAUUAACUGAAUAACACAAUGUAUGCUUUAGUUACAUGUUACAAAGUGGCCGUUUUCAUGACACCGUUUUCAACUAAAACUGGAAAACUUUU
Messenger RNA from Ctenopharyngodon idella (grass carp), 2070 nucleotides. It is a transcript of the gene tnfaip8l2b, whose product is annotated as tumor necrosis factor, alpha-induced protein 8-like 2b. NCBI's taxonomy places the organism in Eukaryota, Metazoa, Chordata, Actinopteri, Cypriniformes, Xenocyprididae. Gene Ontology annotation, biological process: regulation of apoptotic process. The record is from RefSeq and is a predicted model, not a curated record. The transcript has 3 exons. Bases 234 to 794 code for a protein of 186 amino acids. Gene Ontology annotation, cellular component: cytoplasm.